GCCAAGUCGUCUAAUAAAGGAGGGGCUCGGACCCCCAAUCCUAUUCUAUCCUCAAUCUCCGAAUUUCACAUUGUUUGCAACUUUUUUUAUAUGCUUCCCUUUCUCGUGAACGACGAAAAGUUGAUGAUGGCUGCCAACUUCGACAAUAUAAAUGUUAUUCAGACAAGAGCAGGACCGGUGGAGGCCGAGGUUUUAGGCUCGGGUUCAAUCCCGAUUCUGAUCUUGCACGGCAGCCCAGGAGGUAUCGAUGCGGCCCGGACCAUGUGUCAAUUCCUCGACAAGGACCUAUUCAGAAGUAUCUGCCUCUCCCGCCCGGGAUAUCUCAAAACCCCUCUCCACCCCUCCCCGGCUCACCGUUCCAUCACGGCCGAAACCGAUCUCUUGGCAGCCUUACUCGAUGCAUUAAAAAUCUCACGCGUCGGUAUUCUGGCAUGGUCGGGGGGAGGUCCAUCAGCUUACCUUUUCGCGUCUCGAUAUCCACAUCGUGUAUCAGCUAUCAUAGCGAUCGCGGCCGUGAGCUCAUCGUGGAUCGCCCCCAAAGCUCAUAUCAGCGAACGUUUCAUGUUCGGUACGAAACUCGGGGAGUCGAUCAUCAAAGCUAUGGCUGCGCGUAAGCCCGCGCACAUAGUGGAGACUGCGCUUAUGGGAGAAGGUUCUCUCCGCGGUGAGGAACUUCACAACCUCGCCGAGCAGGUGAUGGCUGACCCCGCGCAGCGUCAGGCCGUAUUAGAUAUAGCGGGGACCGUCAACAUCAGUGGAGCCGGAGGACGGAAGGAAGGAUGGCUGAAUGAUGUGGAAAACUAUGCGGCGAUUAAAAGCUUGGAACUGGAACAGGUUCAUUGUCCGGUUCUACUGGUUCAUGGAGAUGCUGAUACGGACGCCCUUCCAAUAUUCAGUGAAGCUGCUCAUGCACGAUUACCUCUUAGUUCUCUUAUCGUAAUGCCAAGAGGUACACAUCUCGCAUUCUAUGCCCACCCGCAAGCACGCGAUGUUCAGGAGACGGCCAAGAAAUGGUUCUUGGACCAUGUACCACGUUUGUAGUCAUGCUAAGGCCAAACGUGACCAAGACCAAAAAGCUAAAGGUGGUCAUCACAAGGGAGAGAGGGAACUUGACUACGAUCGUGAACGAAUUGAUAUUGAUGGCAGCCGGAGAGGAAAGAAAACAGCAACUGGCAGUGGCACUUUAGUUUAUAAGACACGUGUUUCCCAGACCUCACUCGUGGAAGCUUAUUUGUCAGAAUCUGUCCUGUAUCCUGAAACGUGAAGAUCGUUUGAACCACGUUUUUGAGAUAAUCUUGGCAUUCUGUAGAAAGACACCUCAUUUCAUCUAGAGGUCAGGAAAGGAGUGAACGAAUGAUAUUCGUGGAACACUCAGUUUCUUGUCGUACAAAGUGCCGGUCCUCGGCCUUCAGCCUGGUCGCCUCAACUACUACCCACUUACAUACAUGCCUUCGGCCUUCAAUACCAUUUGCUUCUCGGGGCAAUUUCCACCACAUUUCAUUUGCAGAUUUUGGCGAUAGUGUCGUACGUAUGUCCGUCAAAAGGUAAUAAGCGAUUGUGGAGUGUCGUAGUGUGAUUUAAGUUUGUUGGUACAGUCGGCUUACUGCCCGAAAAGUUGCAUCACGAUAGCUUGUGGUCACUUUUGGUAUCACCUAGAGCCUAUAGGACUACUAUCCUGCGAUAGCAUAUUAGCUCUGUAAGGCUCGCUUUAUUCUCUAGGCUAAUCAACUAGUCUUAUAUAGAGGAUGCGGUCAAAAUUCGUGAGAAUAUGCUAGUAACUGGUACCUUAUUUAUGCGCGGGUCUUAGAAUUGAGGGACUGUAAAAGUGUGGUUAAAGACAUAUAUGAUGUCUAGUAAAAGCUAUAAAAAACAUUACCAAUGAACGAUCUUCCUUUCCUGUCCUUUCAUCCGACCUUCCUUGUAUUCAUUGGCUCCAUUAAGAGCGAUUACCUUAAGUAUAUGCUCUAAUAUUCUCUCAAUCCA
Botrytis cinerea B05.10 is the source of this 1983-nucleotide messenger RNA. RefSeq lists its product as hypothetical. The record is from RefSeq and is a predicted model, not a curated record. The coding region runs from base 91 to 1041 and encodes 316 amino acids. The transcript has a single exon. NCBI's taxonomy places the organism in Eukaryota, Fungi, Ascomycota, Leotiomycetes, Helotiales, Sclerotiniaceae.